ACAACGUAAUGCUGUGGCUGGCCAAUGGGGAUAUACCCUGCAGAAAUGUGUGAUGAGUAAGUACUGAAAGCUGCUAAAAGCAUUGCUCUCUAGCUUUAUGAUAUAUCACACAGCUCACUUGCACUCUCUCUCUCUCUCUCUCUCUCUCUCUCUCUCUCUCUCUCUCUCUCUCUCUCUCUUUCAUACACAUGCACAUGCACACACUUUCUGCUGGCCAUGGAUUCGCGGGGGAGAUAAAUCGGAAGCCGUAGUUGCAAACUGACAUGUACGAGAAAAUCAAAUGACUUCUGGAGACAACAGCUAUGAGCAUAUAUUCCCUAUGGGGGCAACUCUAUUAUUCAUUCAAGCUGACCCAAAGUGAAUGAGUGUGAGUGCGUGUAUGCUUGUGCUCUAGUCGACCCAAAACUGCAAAGGAAAAAGACAAUGAAUCUGGAGAAUCUGACUUCCCAGAGCUUUCUUUCAGCAACCCACAGCAACACCAGCAAUCUCUUCCUGGGGCUCCAGCUGGUUCAGUUCUUCAAGCCGCUUAUCAUCCCUUGCUACUCCCUUGUGGUUUUCGUGGGCAUCAUUGGGAAUUACCUCCUCAUCUACGUUAUCUGCAAGACCAAAAAGAUGCACAAUGUCACCAACUUCCUGGUAGGCAACCUGGCCUUUUCGGACAUGCUCAUGUGUGCCACCUGUGUCCCCCUGACCCUGGCGUAUGCCUUUGAGCCCCGAGGCUGGGUCUACGGGCACUUCAUGUGUUACUUUGUGUUCCUGAUGCAGCCGGUCACGGUGUUUGUGUCUGUCUUCACCCUGACUGUCAUUGCCGUGGACAGAUACUACACCAUGGUGUAUCCCCUCCGCAGGAGGCUCACGAUACCAAUCUGCACCUAUAUCCUGGCUGGCAUUUGGCUGCUGAGCUGUGUGCUGGCUGCCCCAGCCCUGCUGCGCACGUACUAUGCCGAGUUUCCAGAGCUGGACUUCUCCAUCUGCGAAGAAUUUUGGUUUGACAGGAAGAGAGAUCGCUUAGCUUAUGCCUACAACACCCUCAUUUUCACCUACGUCCUGCCCUUGGCAGUCAUCUCUGUCUCCUACCUGAGGAUAUCCGUCAAGCUGAAAAACAGAGUUGUCCCUGGCAACGUCACCCAGAACCAAGCGGAGUGCGACCGAGCCCGGAGGAGGAAGACCUUUCGCCUGCUGGUCCUGGUGGUGGUUGCUUUCGGGGUUUGCUGGCUGCCUUUGCACAUCUUUAAUGUGAUCAAGGACAUCGAUAUCAAGCUGAUAGACAAGCAGUAUUUCAAUCUCAUCCAGCUGCUUUGCCACUGGUUUGCUAUGAUGUCUGCCUGCACAAAUGCAUUCCUUUAUGCCUGGCUGCAUGACAGCUUCAGGGGGGAGCUGAAGAAAAUGUUCGCCUGGCCAAGGAAAAAAAUAGGACCAGCCACCAAUUGCAUCGUGGCUAGCGUGGUGCUGUAAAUAUGGGCUUUUCCCACUUGCUGUGGCCUCUUUCGUGAUGAAUGUCAAAAGUUUCUCUUUGUACUGUAAUUAACAUGUGAGCAUGUGCAAGGGGUAUCGGAUGCUAAGUUUAAUGAAAACCAAUUGAUGCCACAUAAAACUUGCAGCCAGAAUUAAUUAUAUGAAUGAAGGCAAACAGCACACAAUUUCUUUCCUAUCGCAAUAUAGCUUGCUUUCAAGUACUGUUGCUGCUUUGCAAAUGGUGGAUUCCUUAUUUAUUUAUUUAUUUAUUUAUUUAUUUAUUUAUUUAUUUCCUACGCACCCCGCUUUUCCUCAAGGCAGUGUACGUGGUUCUCCUUCUCAUCAUUUAAUCCCCACAGCAACCCUGUGAAAUACAUUAGGCUGAGAGGCAGAGACUGGUCCACGGUCACCCAGUGAGCUUCGUGGCUGAGUGGGGAUUUGAACCCUGGUCAAGCAGGUUCUUAGUCAUAUACCACACACCACUGGCUAGAAUUAGAGUAGGGUAGGAAAUGAAUGGAAAAAGAGUUGUGUGGAUUUUAUUAAGCAGUGAGAGGAGGUCAAAGAGAAACACUGCAGUGAGGGAGAAGUGGAGAAGAACAUAAGAAGAUCCUGUGUGAGAGCCAGUGUGGUGUAGUGGUUAAGAGCGGUAGAUUCGUAAUCUGGGGAACCGGGUU
Messenger RNA from Podarcis muralis (Common wall lizard), 2129 nucleotides. RefSeq names its product prolactin-releasing peptide receptor-like. Lineage: Eukaryota; Metazoa; Chordata; Lepidosauria; Squamata; Lacertidae. Gene Ontology annotation, biological process: G protein-coupled receptor signaling pathway. The record is from RefSeq and is a predicted model, not a curated record. Gene Ontology annotation, cellular component: neuron projection; plasma membrane. Gene Ontology annotation, molecular function: neuropeptide binding; neuropeptide Y receptor activity.